Molecule: messenger RNA, 2261 nt
Organism: Oxyura jamaicensis (ruddy duck)
Lineage: Eukaryota; Metazoa; Chordata; Aves; Anseriformes; Anatidae
Gene: GRSF1
Product: G-rich RNA sequence binding factor 1
Exons: 10
Coding region: 30-1250 (406 amino acids)
Biological process (GO): regulation of RNA splicing
Cellular component (GO): ribonucleoprotein complex; nucleoplasm
Molecular function (GO): RNA binding
Source: RefSeq, a predicted model, not a curated record
GAGCCCCCCGGCCCUCGCCCCGCCUGCCCAUGGCCGCCACCGCCGUCGCUCGCCGCGGCCUGGCCGCGGUGCUGCUGCUGGGCCGCCGCCGCCUCCUGCCCUGCCCGUCUCCGCCGCCCGCCCGCCGCCUCCUGCUCAGCGCUGCCGCCACCUCCCUCCGGCCGCUCCGCGCCGCCGUCCGCCGCUGCAGCCAGGUUGUAGGCUCGCCGUCACAGGAGGGUCAGCUCUCGGAGCAGGACGCGGAGCCCCCUAAGGGAGAAAAUGAAGACGCCGUCUUCCUCGUCAGGGCGCAGGGAUUCCCCUUCUCGUGCUCCGAGGAAGAUGUGCUUACCUUUUUUGAUGGCUGUAGAAUUCGGAACGGUGAGAACGGCAUACACUUCCUCUUAAACAGGGAUGGGAGACGCAGGGGAGAUGCCUUGAUUGAGCUGGAGUCAAAAGCAGAUGUCCAGAAAGCCUUGGAAAAGAACCUGAGAUACAUGGGCCCACGCUACGUGAAAGUUUUUGAAGUACACGAUCGAGAUGUAGAGGGCUUACUGCAGAGUCUGCAGAAUGAGUCGCAAGCCAUCAGUGAUGGAGUUGUACUACUCAGAGGUCUCCCGUUCACCUCCACUGAGGAUGACAUUGCAGAUUUUUUCUCAGGUUUGAGGAUAACUGACAUAGCUUUUGUUUACCGUGGAGAAAGAAAAUCUGGAGAAGCUUACGUGCAGUUUGCAGCUCCUGAAAUGGCAGCUAAAGCCCUCUUAAAGCAUAAGGAAUACAUGGGGAGUAGAUAUAUAGAAGUAUACGUGAGUAGAAAGCAGCAAAUGCAAAGGCAUGUGCCUUAUCACAAGCAGCUAGCAACCUUCCCCAGACUGAGAAGGGAGCUUGAAUUGAUUUCUGAAGGAAGGAGAUUGAGUGACAGUGGAAGCUCCAAUGUCAAGAGACAGAACCAACUAGGUAACGAAGAAACAGAAAACUCCAGGCACUGUUCAGAACCUGGGAGCACCUCAUCAUCGCCACACAUUGUCCACGUGAGGGGUUUUCCUACCCAAACUAGAGCCCAAGACAUAAUAAAUUUUUUUGCUCCACUGAAGCCCACAAGGAUCAUGGUGGAAUACAACUCCCAUGGAGAUGCCACAGGAGAAGCAGAUGUGCAUUUUGAGAGCCAUGACGACGCAGUCACUGCAAUGACUAAGGAGGGGACACAGCUGCAGUGUGGUACCAUUGAAUUAUUCCUGAAUGAACACCCAAAGGCAAAACAAGACUGCUAGUGACGGGCAAGAUCGCAGCUUUGGCCAGAGCAAACACAUUCCUUGGGUACAAGCAUAAAGACUGAGUACGAGUGUCACCGCUGAAUUACAAGGAUGAACUAUAAAAUGUAGUUUGUAUUUAUGUAAAAAGCAUGUAAUAAACUGUGUUGACACACUGUGGGAAGGUUGUCUGUCCCAAAAGUAGAAAAAGCUUUACUAGAGGAACAGCAAAUGCUGCAGGACGGAGUGGUUCUAGUCUCCAGCUGUGUACUGGUGUACAAAGCAUUAAUAAAACACCAGUAUGGGCAAUUAACACCACCCAAGCGAUUGAAGAUCCCAGUACACAGAAGGCAGCAGUUGUGCUGUGUAGUAUGGCUAACACCUCAUCCCCCUCCUGCCAUGCUUCUCUCGUUUCUGUAUUGGCAUGUUACUGGUUAUGAAAUAGUUUCAUACCCAUAGCCAAAGCAGAAGGGAAAGCCCACUCAAGACGCAGGAUACAGAUGAGAAAGUUUUUAUUGUUGCAUGUGGAACAAAAUUAACAACAGAAAAACAGCUUUUUGUCCUGCUCCAUCCCAAUGUCCAGGUACGAACCCAAAAAUCCAGCAUUACCUGAGCAAAUAUGCCUUUAACAUUUGCAGCAUCACCAAGUGUAACAUCCAGUACUUAAAAGCAGAGCCUUUCACCAAGAUAAACCAGGGAGGCAGCUACUGUUGAUGCAACUGACAGCCAACUUGGUUGUGCUCUGGUUUUUCUGAAUGCCAGUUUCUGUUACAACAGCCGGAGCCAUAUUUUGAAAGGUUUUCAGGUGCCUCUGUAAAGGGCUGCUUGUUCAUAGAGAUCUUGUGUAACAAUUAAGGACCUGCUCAAGAAGUGUCCUGAUUUUUACACGAAGAUGACCACAACGUUCACUACAAGCAAGCGGAGCAGCAGCCACUCCUGUUGAAGCAGCAGAAAGCUAUGUACAGGUCACAAAUAAGCUGUGAUUCCAGAGCUGCAGAAUUGCUCGGAUGCCCCAGCAAUAAAGUCACUUCA